Anthostomella pinea is the source of this 333-nucleotide messenger RNA. The record is from the annotation of a GenBank genome assembly. Lineage: Eukaryota; Fungi; Ascomycota; Sordariomycetes; Xylariales; Xylariaceae.
AUGAUUAUCAACAAGAUCGCCCCUACGCUGGUCGUAGAUUGCUCCGUCGUCAUCAGGCCCCUGAGUAAGAACCCCUUCACCUACCUCGCACAGGCCAAACCUGCGUCUGGUGACGCCAAUCGUCUGCAUAUACAGAAGGACAUGGCAAAGGGCUUCACCGGCAAACUGGUUCAGAAGGUCAACGCGCUCGACAUGGGCAACGGUCUUGGGCCCGCGGCUGAGGCGCCGUUUGGAUUUGUCAAGGAGAGCGUUUACGGCAAGGAGGGCAGUCUGUACGGCCUGGCUGAGUACCAGAGCAUCAAGUCUAUCACUAUCGAUAACCUGGAUUCAUGA